GAUUUAGUUCACUCAAAAAAAUUCCAUUUGCCAAAAAGGCACUACAGCAAAACUGAAGAGCGACCACCACCACCGGCGGUCAACACUCGCACACCUCCGCCGCCGCCAUGGAUGAGGAACUGCUGGAACUGCAGAGGCAAUUCGAGUUUGCACAGCAGGCGAAAUCCAGCAUCCGUUUAUCCGAACGAAACGUCGUCGAAUUGGUCCAGAAACUCCAGCAACUUGAAAUCAUCGACUUCGAACUUCUCCACACCUCCUCCGGCAAAGAAUACAUCACUCAGGAGCAAUUGAGGAGUGAAAUCGUUUCUGAAAUAAAUAAGAGAGGUCGAGUAUCCUUGAUUGAUUUAGCGGAUACAAUUGGGGUAGAUUUGUACCAUGUCGAAAAGCAAUCGCAGCACGUUGUGUCCAAUGACUCUUCGCUUGUGUUGAUUAAUGGAGAGAUAGUUUCGAGUUCUUAUUGGGACACAGUUUCCGAGGAAAUCAAUGAAAGACUCCAGGAGUGCAGCCAAAUUUCAUUGGCCGAGAUUGCGGCACAGCUGCAAGUCGGCUCUGAAUUGAUCGUCUCUGUUCUAGAACCUCGUAUUGGAACAUUGAUCAAGGGUCGGCUUGAGGGUGGACAACUGUAUACACCAGCAUAUGUUGCGCGUGUGAAUGCAAUGGUGUGUGGAGCAGCAAGAGGGAUUGCUGUUCCUAUGAAUAUGUCGGCAUGGUGGAGCUCAUUGCAGGUUCUGUUGCAAGAUAUGGAUGGGUUUAGUGGAGUGGCAGUUGAGAGUAGUUUUUUCCAGUCAUUAUUUAAUAAUUUGGUUAAAGGAGGAGAGAUUCUUGGCUCACUACGCGCUGGAGUACACUGGACACCUUCUGUAUUUGCGAUGGCUCAAAAAAAAUGCGUGGAAUCUUUCUUUUCACAGAACUCUUUUAUAAGUUAUGAAACUCUUCAUAAACUUGGAAUACCACAGCCUAUUCAGUAUUUGCAGUCCAGAUAUCCUGAAGGCAAGGCCCUUGAUACUGUCUUUGUUCAUGGUUCACUGAUUGAAAUGUUGGACAAUUCUGUGGAUGAUGCUGUUGAAUGUGGCAGCUGGAUAGUUUCACUCACAAUUUUACCCACAUCCUUUACACCUCAAGAUGCAUCUAAGGUUCUUUCAUUUUGUCCAACUGUUCAAAGAGCUCUGAAGUCUGGCAAAGCACAUGUUCUGGGGGAAUCAUAUAUAUUGAGUGAUACUUUUGUGAAGCAUCUCUUUGAUAGUAUUCAGAAGGAGAUGGAGAACAUUAGUCUUUCUGGACAUAGUGCUGUUGUGUCAUCUGACACUUCACAUGACAACAGCAGCAACCUGGCUGACCAAGAUGAAUAUGGUAAUCAAAGUGGCAUAGGUAAAUCAGCUCCAGAAAAAGGAUCAAAGAAGAAAAAAGGAAAAUCAGCUGUGAAUGUGAAAGGCGGGAGUGCUGAAAGUGGUAUGGAGCUACAAGAAUCAACUAAGAAAAAGCAGAAAAAGGGAAAGGUUAACCCAGGAGCACAGGUUUCAGAUCCAAAGUCAGGUGCCAAAAAAGAUACUGAGAGGUUGGACCAACCUAGCUUUCUGUCAGAAAAAUCAUUAAUUCAAAAGAUAAUGUCAAUGAUCCCAGAUUUGGAGGAGCAAGGUUUGGAUGAUCCUGAAACCGUUCUUGCACCUCUGGCCCAACAUUUGAGACCUAUGCUCCUAAAUUCAUGGAUGGAAAGAAGAAAGGCUGCUUUUACAGAGAAUGCUCAGCAAAUGAAACAAUUGCUUGAUGAUUUACAGCGUAAGCUUGAUGAGGCAUUCUUAAAUAUUCAAUUAUAUGAAAAAGCGCUAGAUUUGUUCGAAGAUGACCCACAAAAUGCUGUUCUCUUACAUAAGCACUUGUUACGGACUGCAGCAACCCCAAUUGUGGACACUCUCUUAGUUCAUUUGGACAAGCAUUGCAAAUUGAAGAACGGAUUUCAACUUGAGGGAUCUCAAAUUUCUGAACCUGUAGCAAUGAGUUCUGCAGAUAGAAUUUCCCUGGCAAAGGGUUUGCCCGGGUCUUUAUCAGUAAAAGCCAUUGAGCUGGUUGAAACUUUAGAGGGAAAGCUGGUGGAGGCAUUCAUAAGUACAGCAAGAGAAUUAAUAGAGGAAAGUGGUUUAAUAUCCAAGAAACUUGAUAAGAAGUUGGAGAGGACUCUUCUGCAUUCCUAUAGAAAGGAUUUAUCGUCUCAAGUUGCUGCCGAAUCCGAUCCUGUCUCCCUUCUGGCAAAAGUUGUUUCGUUACUCUAUGUUCAGAUACAUGGAAAAGCUCUUCAAGCUCCUGGCAGGGCAAUUUCAGUCGCUGUGGCUCGAUUAAAGGAUAAACUGGAUGAUUCAGCUUUCAAGACCUUACAAGAUUAUCAGAGAGCAGCUGUCACCCUUCUAUCUCUAAUGUCCUCGGCAACUGGAAACGAAGAAGACUGUACGUCGGACAGAAUAUUGAGCCAGAGGGAGCUCCUCGAGGGUUUGAUGCCGGCGUUGAAGAAUAUAGUUACAAAAUCCUGACUGGCGUAGGUUCAGUUUCCUUGCAUACUCUUACAGGCAAAAUGCUGGUUUCCCUUUUUUGUUUCUUUGUAGUAUUUGAAACUUAAUAGUGUUAGUUUUUCACUGAAGGGCAUUUUAGCUUUUAUACAAUAAAGUAUGAUUAUUAGCACAGAAUCUCGACUCAAAUUUAAUUUGAGUAAAUCGCAUACUUGCUCGGUAA
This is a messenger RNA of Salvia splendens (bonfire salvia), 2721 nucleotides long. RefSeq names its product E3 UFM1-protein ligase 1 homolog. Gene Ontology annotation, biological process: protein K69-linked ufmylation; response to endoplasmic reticulum stress; regulation of proteasomal ubiquitin-dependent protein catabolic process. The record is from RefSeq and is a predicted model, not a curated record. Gene Ontology annotation, molecular function: UFM1 ligase activity. The transcript has 20 exons. The coding region runs from base 108 to 2522 and encodes 804 amino acids. Gene Ontology annotation, cellular component: endoplasmic reticulum membrane. Lineage: Eukaryota; Viridiplantae; Streptophyta; Magnoliopsida; Lamiales; Lamiaceae.